Messenger RNA from Cuscuta epithymum, 1976 nucleotides. Lineage: Eukaryota; Viridiplantae; Streptophyta; Magnoliopsida; Solanales; Convolvulaceae. The record is from the annotation of a GenBank genome assembly.
AAAUGGAGGGCAGGCGAAUGCGGACCAGGAACAAUCCGAGGGGGCAGGCGCCGGUAACAUCCCAAAGGGGAAGCCGGGCUGCAUCUCGGGGUUCAAGAGGAGGCCGUGGAGGCCGUGGAAGCCGUGGAGGUCAUCAAGCUCAAACUGUGAGUGAUGGCCAUGUAAGCUCGGUGUAUGAAACCAACACCGAGGACUAUGACUCUACGUAUGUUCCUGAGACAGAGCAUGAGGAGACCCCAUAUGAUGGGGGUGACACAUACACCGAUGAGGACAAUGAUGAAAGUGAUGCCCGCUUCGCCCAAAUGGGUGAAUUACUUGAGUGGUAUCAAAAGGAGAAACAGAGGAGAGACCUUGGGCGCCAAGCGAGGCGUGGCUCUCGUGGUGGUUCGGGUCAAGGGAGCCGGGGAGCUUCCGUGGCCACCCCAGCGGCGUCACAAGGUGGGCGUGAAGGAGGUUUUGUUGUGAGAAUCUCCAAGUACCUCAAGGAGGCUAGGGCCUUGGGGUGUAGGUCCUUUGACGGCACCGGUGACAUUACCGUUGCCGCCGAUUGGAUUAAGAAGGUGAAGGAUGCAUCAAGAGACAUGCAAAUCACACCGGACGUGAAGUUGACUGUCGCUUCACGGCUACUUGAAGGGAUAGCCUCUACGUGGUGGGAGAGCGUGGAAGGGAAGUACCAUGGGGAAAUAACAUGGGCGGACUUUGAGCUAGAGUUCUAUGCUCAAUACUACUCCGAGUACGAGGUGAAUGUGAAACGGAGAGAGUACACUAACCUCAAACAGAAAGAUGGCGGCACGGUUAAGCAGCUGGAACAAGAGUUUAGAACCUUGGCGAGGUUCUUGCCAGAGUACGCGGUUGAUGAGAACCGCAUGACGGAGCACUUCUGGGAUGCAUUACUCUUGGACAUCCGCGACCGAGCUACAUACUCUCGCCACAUGUCAUUUAGCGAGGUGGUGGAACAGGGCCUUCUUGGAGAGGCCCAGUGGAAUGAGAGGAAAGCAAGGGACGCCGAAGAGGCGAAGAAGAGGAAGUGGAAUAAUUCGGGGCCACCCGAUCAUUCUCGAAGAAACAACCACGGGGGUGGUGGUGGUAGCGGUGGUUCAUUCAAGGCGCCGGCCCCACCGGCAAAGAAGAACAGGGAUGCGAGGUGGCACGGACCUAGGCCACAGAACUCGGGGCCACCUAGAUGUCCCAAUUGCUCAAAACAACACUUUGGGAAGUGCAAUGAACCACCGAGGUGUUUUAAGUGCGGGAAUGCGGGCCAUAUGAAGGCCAAUUGCCCUCAAUUGAUGCAAGAGAGUGCCUCGGGAGCCGGGGGAGGGACCAUGACGGGAAGGAACCGUGCGGGACCGUCAAACGGCGGCACGGGAAGAGGCGGCGCAUCCACAAGUCAUGCCGCAUCCGUCAACCAAGGUGGGACCCAAGCCCGAGUGUACGCGAUGACCGAGGCGGAUGCGAGAGCAAACCCGGACUCCGUUGCAGGUUGAAGCUAGGGCUUGCUACCUGCACCUUUCUACGGGUGACAUCAAUCAAGGAAGACGUGGUUCGUGCUUCCUCAUUUUAUUUCAAAUUACCAAACAUUGCUCAUGGAUAUUUUUAUUUGUCAUAAACUAUUCUUUUGGGGCUUGCAUGCCCAUGUUAUUGGCCGAUUGUGGCUUAUGACUUACCGUUGAAUAUUUCCGCUAUUCAUUGGUUUAAAUGUGAUGUUGUUAUGUAUGUUUACUACUGAGUAUGGAUGGAUUAUUUUCUCGAACGCCUUGUGUAAUCAAGUGAGGUUGACUCGCGGGUGACGUCACUUGAUUAUGCGGCGGUUGUACACGCGCUUGGAUUGCGGUCUGGGGCGUGACAACUGGGGCCUCCGAAUUCUUUAGAGGGCUCUGAUCAUUACCUUUUUGAAGAAGACUUUUUCUCGUUGUACUUUUAAAUAUAUAGGAACAUUUGACAAAAAUAAUCUUACCCUUGAUCGAUCUUCUCUUAAU